GCACAGACGGCGACGUCGUGCACGGAGAAAGUGUUCGGUUAGAGAGCGAGAGUCCAAGACGUGAAACCGCUCGAGAAAAUCAGUUUAUCGCGAGUGCAUCCGCAGACAACAGUCAGGAUGAGGACGCAUUUCAUCCUGAUAGCUUGCUUGGCAAUAGCAAACGGGGCACUUUGUACUCAAGUGUAUGAAACGCCGAGUGACUCCUCGCAACAAUGGCAACCAUGGAAGAACCAAGACUCAAUUCAAGUCUCAACCGAGGAACAAGAGAAAUAUCAUCCCGUCACGUUCGACGCCCCCGAUACGCAACAGAAGGAAUUGCAACAAUCGUUGGUACAUAACGCGAAUAUUCAAUCAGGCGCCAGCGGAGUCGCCCAAGUACUCAGUGAACAAUCGAUUGAAUCUGUAAUCGACAACAUUCUCGUAUCCAAUCGACAGGGUCGCGAUCUCGAGGGUUACGAAGAAAUCUACUCUGAUCCUGAUGUAAAAAAUGCCCUUCAACUUGGCAACGAUACCAUCGCGCGCACCUACAUCAAGGACAAACUCUGCUCUUUCGGUUUAAUCAACUGCGAGGACACGGAAGGACGGCGUCCUUACUAUUCCCCACAUCGCGACAUUUAUCCACACGACGUCAUUUACGCUCAACCGGUGACUAUUAAGCCGGUGGGCCGUCCACUUCCGGCUGUACCCGUCAAAAGGCCUUACGGCCCCGCGAAACCAGUGCCACUGCCUCCAAGUUUCGGCUCUCCAUUGGGACCCAACGUGUAUCCUGGACCAGGACCGACGUUUGGUAGGCCCCCAACUGGCUUCGUUGGACCUUAUCCUGGAUACAAGAAACCCGCUUUCCCUCCUCCAUUCGCGUCCAAACCUAUAUACGAAUCUAGCGAUAUUGAACAUGACUUCGAGGACAAGUUCAUCGACAAGAAACAGGUAGUUCUGCAUCAACCGGGCUCCUCGGGAGUUCAGCAACACGUUCACCAUCAUUAUCAUCACGGAGAAACUAGCGUAAACUCUGGCAUCGCAUCCAAUCCCGUUGUAAUCCCAUCGUCUCCUGUGCUCGCUGGUGGCGGAGGACUGGGCAACUAUGGCUACGGAAACGGGGGUACUUAUGGCAGCUCGUUCAACGAUUUCGAGGAUUACAAGAAAGCGUUCAAGAUCAAAACAUCCGCGAGCAACAGCGGUCCGUCUGUCUCCUCCGAGAAGGGCUACGCUAAUCGUUAUCCCGUUUACGAAAAGCCGAAUGGCAAGCAGUUCAGCGGACAAUAUGGUUCCAAUAAUCAGUUCGCGGGUAACGGUAAUUUCCUGAAUAACGAUUAUCAGUUCAACAACGGUGAUAGCAACUAUGGUGCCGCGUCCUAUGAGGAUUGCGUGUGCGUACCGUACGAUCAAUGCGCCACGAACAAUCACGUGGGCCGCAAGGACGAUCUCUACCUGGCAAUUGAUCCGCGCAAUCUUGACAAGGACAUCGAGGCCGAAACCGUCGAGGUAGUGAUCACCGAUGGAAACGGCACUAUGAGCGUCGUGCGAGUGCCUAAGGGAGCAAACGAGACUGAGCAGAUCGAACAGGCGAGAAACGAGCAGACGAAGGAAGCCGAGGCGAAAGUUACAAAACGGAAUCGCAGGGAUGUCAAGCACGCUCUCAAGAAGGACAACAAGCAGAUAGAAGAAAGACUGACGGUGGACAAUCUGGACACCUCGAAACUGAACGUCAAGCCGACCUGGGGCGUCAGCUUCGGCCUACCGCAGACCGGUGGUCCGAUCGCGCCCCAUCCUGGUAAUCCCCUGGGGAUCCCGGGGUACACGCCAGGCUAUGGGCCAAUUGGUGGACAGGGCAUAAAUCUAGGUCCGGUUUCCGUGAAUCCCCUCGUAGCGGUGCAAGUUACCAAAGACGAGUACGGCGAGAAGGUCGUUAAGCCAUACGUAAAUCUCCACGUGACACCCAAUCCAGGACUUAUUCACAAACUAGGCCAUCUGCUGGCUUACAAGAAGUACGGCCUAUACGGCGGGCAUUACGGUGGACACGACGCGGUUUACGCUCCCCAUUAUCACACGCAUCACGAGAAACCGAUCUAUCAUUAUCCGUCGAGACCUCCGUUCUAUCCGUCCUACGGCGUUCAUCAUCACCAGGGCGAGCACUAUCCGACGUAUCACAAACCUCACGGCGGAUAUUAUCCUUCCUACGAUAAAGACGAUAAUGACGACGAUGAUUACGAUUAUCCGGACGAUUACUCGGACGAUUACUAUAGGAACGCUCGCGCGAAAGAUAGACAGUCCUCGAAGGAUUCUUCAACCGAUGAACGACGGAGUGGGAAGAUUACCUUCUCAGAUAGAAGGAAACGCGAUACGUUUAACGAAACGGGGUCAGAGAGACGAUACGACGGACGCCCGGCGGUUUGCGGUUCUCAUCACGUCUGCUGCCAGAAAUCGCACAUAAUAGGAGCACGCCCGCGACCCGGUCAAUGCGGAGUUAGGAACACACAAGGCAUCAAUGGCCGCAUCAAGACCCCGGUCUACGUCGAUGGAGAUUCUGAAUUCGGUGAAUAUCCGUGGCAAGUUGCUAUCCUGAAGAAGGAUCCUACCGAAAGCGUCUACGUCUGCGGAGGGACAUUGAUUUCAUCGCGUCACAUCAUCACCGCCGCACAUUGCGUGAAGACUCACGCCGGUCGUGAUCUUCGCGCUCGAUUGGGCGAAUGGGACGUGAAUCACGACGUCGAAUUCUACCCCUACAUAGAACGCGACAUCGUCAGCGUUUACGUGCAUCCCGAAUUUUAUGCCGGUACUCUCGCAAACGACAUCGCCAUUCUCAAACUGGACCACGACGUCGAUUUCGGAAAGAAUCCUCACAUUAGCGCAGCCUGUCUGCCGGACAAACACAAUGACUUCUCAGGAGCAAGAUGUUGGACCACCGGCUGGGGCAAGGACGCCUUCGGCGACUACGGCAAGUAUCAGAAUAUACUGAAGGAGGUGGAUGUACCUGUGGUGAACAAUCGCGUCUGCGAGCAGCAGAUGAGACGGACGCGGCUCGGGCCCAGCUUCAACCUGCAUCCUGGCUUCGUCUGCGCCGGUGGCGAGGAGGGCAAGGACGCUUGCAAGGGCGACGGUGGUGGCCCAAUGGUCUGCGAGCAUCACGGUCGAUGGCAACUGACCGGGGUGGUUUCCUGGGGCAUCGGCUGCGGUGAGGCCGGCGUCCCCGGAGUUUACACGCGCGUCUCCCAUUAUCUCGACUGGAUCCGUCAGAUCUCAAUCGAGCAGAGAAAAAUCCGGUCGACGAUUUCUUGCAAAUUAACGCCAAUUUCACCGGUUACGAUGCCCAUAAAAUUCAUCGGUCGCACGACAGAUUUUAAGGGGAAACCCUUAUGGGAGAUUCUGGGAAAUUUGAAGGACUUCGGUGUCGGGAGGCUCGUGAUAAGGAAUCGCUUCCAAAGGUAUCCCGAGCCCUGUUACAUGAAGAUACUGAAAGUCGCAGCGAUGCCCCCGCCCGACAAGCCUCAUACCGACCGUAAAGUCAUAGUACUUGUCGAGAGAGUUUUCCGCGGUUUGAAAAGCCCAAAACCUGUUCAGAUGGACUCUGCGACUUACAAGGCUGAUUAUAUGUUGGUACCCAAGGAUCAGGAGCAUUUGUAUCUCGAGAACAACAAGUCGCCAGAGGAGAAAAUCUUGCCUAGAACGACAGAUCUGCCACCGUUGCUUUCGCAAAUCAUAGCACGUCAGAUGAAGGCGAGAGGAGAUAAAGUGUCCGAGGAGCCAAAAUUGACUCUUAAAUAUAACUUUGAGGGGGCAAGCAUUAAGAGUUACAGAUUAGCCGAGGAGGGUGAAAGUCCUACGGUGAAACUGAAUUUUAGCGUAGACGAGUCUAGUGUUUUUUUUCCAAAGUUAGAAGAGACUACAUCUAAGUGAGAGUAUAUAUUUUAUAGAAUUAAAAGAAUAAGUAUCUGACGAAUAAAUUCUGAAAAGUUAUACAAUAAA
Messenger RNA from Camponotus floridanus (Florida carpenter ant), 3963 nucleotides. RefSeq lists its product as uncharacterized. Gene Ontology annotation, biological process: proteolysis. The transcript is spliced from 10 exons. NCBI's taxonomy places the organism in Eukaryota, Metazoa, Arthropoda, Insecta, Hymenoptera, Formicidae. The record is from RefSeq and is a predicted model, not a curated record. Bases 118 to 3894 code for a protein of 1258 amino acids. Gene Ontology annotation, molecular function: serine-type endopeptidase activity; structural constituent of ribosome. Gene Ontology annotation, cellular component: mitochondrion.